Durusdinium trenchii is the source of this 1517-nucleotide messenger RNA. The record is from the annotation of a GenBank genome assembly. NCBI's taxonomy places the organism in Eukaryota, Dinophyceae, Suessiales, Symbiodiniaceae.
CCCAAAUCCCCCACCUUCUCCGCUUUCCAAGCUGCCCUGGCGCCAUGACGUGCGAUGACGCGACGACGUCGCGGCCACUCACCCCACGGACUGCUGCGCGCUGCUUGGGCGUGGCUCCAGAUGCGGAGGAGGCCGAGCUACGGCGCGCCUAUCGCGCGGCGGCGAGGCGUUGCCACCCAGACAAGCAGAGAGCUGAGGGCCAAAGUGAGAGCUACGUCGAGGGCGGCUCCGUGAGGGCUGCGAGCGAGGAGUUCUUGAGGCUUCAAGAGGCGUUGGAGCUUCUUCUGCAUCCACCCAGCUCGGCACCCUCGACGGCGACAACCUGCGAGAGUGAGAGGCUCGACAAGCACUUCUUCGGCACCCAGUUCGGCUCGGAUUCCUUUGAUCCUCGCGCUUGGCUGGGCGAGGCGGCCCUCACGGAAUCGCCUGAGCGUUUACUUUGCGUCUGGCGUUGCAAGAGCUGCCCGGAGCCGAGCUCCGUGUGCUGCCGCCUGAAGCUCAGGAAGCAUCUUUGCUUCUGCGGCCACAAGGUGGAGGCGCACCUCCAAAAAGAUCGCCCUGGGUGCAUCCAUCCGGCCUGCCGCUGUCAACGACUGGAGUUCUAUGUGCAACAACUGGGAUGGGAAGCCCGCUGCAGUUGCAAGCACCACAUUCGGGAUCACCAACAACUGAAUGGCCAACCAUUUCCUUGCAGCAAGCGAUUGCCUGGCAAAGACAAGAAGCCUUGCCCUUGCAAAGGUUUCAACAUCUCCUGGGUUUGCACCUGUGGACAUCCCGCCAGCGAGCACGAAAGCACCUGGCAACUGGUCACCUCCAAGGCCGCCUUCGCACGUGAAUGGGUGGCACAGGGCCUACGGCCCGAAUGCGUGGCAGAAGCGGAGGAGAAGCGGGCGCGCUGGCAGCAGCAGGCGGCGGACCGCGCGGCCCGCAGUGGCGGUGAGGUAGCGCGGGAGCAGGUGAAAGCCCAGGCUCAACGCAUGCAGAUCUCCAUGUGCGCCGAAGCCAAGAUGUUGGAGGCGGUGGAGCAAACUUUGGAUGGUCGACGCUUGCCACGCUCAGCUUCGACCGCCGUGACGAAGCCAGGACCGGGCUGCGCAGACGGUAGACGUCUUGGAUCGUCUUGGUGCCGCGCUCCGCGCGACCGCGCAGCGGAAGCCAGCAUCAUCCCCCAGAAUGGUCCGACUGGAAUCGCAACUCCUAGGACCCUCCUCGACUUGUAGGACCCCCAGUCACGACUCAUGGGACUGCCAUGCCUACAUUGACCCACGACUUCGACCACCCCUGGCCGUUUCGUCCGUCCUGGCAGUCCCAGACAGGUCGUGUUUGGGUACCUGGACCAAUCAGCUCCGGAGUUCGCCGCUGUCCGCCGGUCCGUGACCGGAACCCAUGACGGCACGAGAGACUCGGGGAGACUGGCACCGGACUGGGGCCUUCUUGAAGGAGGUGGAUGAGCUGCAUGUGGAGGUUGUUCUGGCAAGGGGGAUUCUUACAAUAUAAACUAUAUGGUUGCUUCAACC